AUGAAGCAAGCACUGUUGAUCCUCCUGGCCACCGUCGCCGGCACAUAUGCAUCGGCGAGUCUGAAAGUGCGCUUCGGGGCGCCAUUGACGAAGCGCUUCAUCAAGAUGCCUCUGACGGUGACUGAGGCCAGUCAGACCUUCAAGUGGACGGAGACCCCGCGCCCAGAGAACAGCCUGCUGCCCUCGCUCAUCCUGUACUGCCACGAGUCCAGGAAGUCCUGCGUGCUCUUUGACGACACCGGCUACAUCGCCGGCUACCAGACAGCUUUCCCUACUGACGAGUACACCAACAACAUCUACGACUGGGAAGUGCAAGGUUUCACCAAGUGGACUCCCUCAGACGACGGCAAAGUUUACUACGCUACUCAGAUCUACUUCGUAUCAGAAGAAUUCAUGGCUAAGAGCAAGGAGGAACGUUACGCAGCUCGCGUCAGCAAUAGCAUCCUGCAGCUGGACGGCAUCUGGGUGUCAGGCUUCAACGGCAAGCUUAUGAAGAUCUCCAAGACCUUUGAAGACAUCAAGAGCACCCUCUUCACCAAACAGGCUUGCAUUCCUGGCAUGGGUCGUCACUACUACUACAACAUGUCAGAGAGCCUGGAGUGCUCAGCGGAGACGAUGCUGCCGUGGUUCCCGCUGUUCCACGGGGGCAGGCUGGUGGCAGUUGGACUGGUCACCUACGGCCAGAUGCCCGAGCAGAGCUACGACGUCUUCGAGAGACCGCCUAAGCUAGCUGUCAAGGCCAUCGUCCCCAGCGGUCCGCAGUGCUUGUACAAUUUGGCAGACAACCCUGGGCUGGUAACGUCACACAUCUACUUCGAUGUCGACUCUCCUUCCCUCAACCUCAACUGCAUUUUGCAAUAA
This is a messenger RNA of Pectinophora gossypiella (pink bollworm), 861 nucleotides long. RefSeq lists its product as uncharacterized. The transcript has 7 exons. Bases 1 to 861 code for a protein of 286 amino acids. The record is from RefSeq and is a predicted model, not a curated record. NCBI's taxonomy places the organism in Eukaryota, Metazoa, Arthropoda, Insecta, Lepidoptera, Gelechiidae.